AUGAGCGGCGGCAGUGGCGGAGGUGGAAAUGCUGGCAAUCAAGGUAGCAAUAAUGCUACAAGUUAUCACCAACAUCAACAACAGCAAAGCCAAUUGGAGCAAACCGGACUCCUGCCGGAUCUCAAUGGAGUCGAUUUGGCGAUGAGCUUGUCCCCUAAGCAACAUACGUCUCACGUACAAGGAGGUGGUGCCCAUUCAACGCCGUUCAGUGUAACAGAUAUUUUGUCCCCAAUAGAAGAGUCUUAUCGUAAAUUAGAGCUUGCAGCAGCAGCAGCUGCCGUCGGAGUUGGUGUCGGGGUUGUAUCACACCCUCAAGGUUCACCUUAUACAAACGCUUGUGGCGCUAGAGUUGGUGGUAAUACAGGAAGUUCCAGCGCUAGUAGUGGAAGCCCACCGCUUCACGGUGGUUCAACACCAGGAGGUAGUACACCAGGACCUGUUAGUGGUGCAAACGGUAGUGGUGGAGCCGGUUCGGCUAUCGGAAAUGGUGGAAUGAGUGCCAUGGGUAAUCCUUAUGCUACAAUGCAAUUAACUUCUCAGUAUCAAUAUUGUGCGGCCGAAUUAUCGCCCUAUCAUCAUGCUGGGCCAGGCGUUGGUGCCGGGGGUUCUGCUUCUGAUCCUAUGAGAUCACAUGCUGUUUCCUCUCAUCAUCAUCCCUGGUAUGCACCCGCACCACCUACCACUAAUGAUCCACGAUUUGCCAUUUCGCGGCUAAUGGGAGCUGCGGGUGCUGGGAGCAACAUGGCAGGAUGUUCUGUGGGCCAGUCGAUGUCAGACGUUGGCAAGUCAUCGGGAAUGGGUGUAGGCGUUGGCGUUGGCGUCGGCGUCGGUAUGGGUGUCGGAGCGAUGCAAUUUCCCCUGGCACAGCGACGGAAACGACGAGUUCUAUUCACUCAAGCUCAAGUUUACGAACUAGAAAGGCGAUUUAAACAGCAAAAGUACCUCAGUGCACCUGAACGAGAACAUUUAGCGUCUCUUAUUCAUCUGACACCGACUCAGGCAUUGAAUUCACUUGAAUUCAGCUAUGUAAAUCUUCACGUUGACAAAACAGUGUCUGGUUCAACGAAGCUGUAUAUGUUUACCAGAGCUAUUCAAUAUAUGCUUGAGUUAAACAAAUGA
Cotesia congregata is the source of this 1119-nucleotide messenger RNA. The record is from the annotation of a GenBank genome assembly. Lineage: Eukaryota; Metazoa; Arthropoda; Insecta; Hymenoptera; Braconidae.